Molecule: messenger RNA, 549 nt
Organism: Cicer arietinum (chickpea)
Lineage: Eukaryota; Viridiplantae; Streptophyta; Magnoliopsida; Fabales; Fabaceae
Biological process (GO): pantothenate biosynthetic process
Cellular component (GO): mitochondrion
Molecular function (GO): magnesium ion binding; 3-methyl-2-oxobutanoate hydroxymethyltransferase activity
Source: RefSeq, a predicted model, not a curated record
AUGAACAACGACGAUGAGGAUACGCUAGAGGGACUGGGAGACAAACAAGAACCAAGAGCAACAAAGACGAGUGCGAGAUUUCGAGAGCAACUUAGUGGUGUGUCGCUGAAUAAACCCCACGAUAAACUAGAAUCUCACAGAACCAAACACAUUGAGAUUGACUGCCACUUCAUAAACGAGAAAAUUGAUGCUGGAAAUAUAGCAAUAAGUUUGACUUCUAAUCAGCAAACUGCUGAUAUCUUGACAAAAAGUUUGGCAAGGCCUAAUUUUGAGCGACUUAUAGCCAAGCAGUUGAUGCGGCGGUUCGGAUUUCAAAAGAAGGGGGAAAUGGAUGCAAUUAAAUUUGUAGGAGGUUCACCUUCAAGAAUUGUUGCAGCAAAAGCUAUUGUUGAAGCCGGAAUAGCUGUGAUAGGGCAUGUUGGUCUUACUCCUCAAGCCAUUAGUGUUUUAGGAGGAUUUAGGCCUCAAGGAAGGAAUGUUGCUAGUGCUGUCAAGGUUUAUAUCUCUAUUUUUUCAUGCAUGAUCCAAUUUUUACGUAUCCUAAAAUGA